Molecule: messenger RNA, 1209 nt
Organism: Psylliodes chrysocephalus
Lineage: Eukaryota; Metazoa; Arthropoda; Insecta; Coleoptera; Chrysomelidae
Source: the annotation of a GenBank genome assembly
UUGUAGCGUUGUCUCGAGAGUCGACCACCACCGUUAUGGCAGUGAUGGGGCUCACCUAAGUGAGUGUGUUAUCGCGCGAUAUGCACACGGUGCUCUUCGUGCCUGCCGUUUACCUUUUGCUCAUUCUAACCCCGUUCUCAAAUUCCUGGUGGACUGUUGGUAGUUAUUUGGUUAUGGAUCCAAAUCAGACUUGUAAAAGAGCAAACUGGUCCAGAGGAAAAAUGGCAGAUAUUUGCAAUAAUAAACCAGGUUUAUUAAAUCAAAUUACCAAAGGAAUUGCUCUCGGACAAACAGAAUGUCAAUAUCAAUUUAGAUAUAGGAGGUGGAAUUGUACCACAUCAAGAAGAAGUAUAAAAAAAGUUAUGUUAAGAGACACAAGAGAGACUGGCUUCGUAAACGCUAUGAUAGCAGCUGGAAUCACUUUUCAAGUAACUAGGGCUUGUACCAAAGGCGAACAAAUAGGCUGCUCUUGUUCGAAAAGAAAAAAGAAAAAAAAUAAAAAGAAUCGACCUCCCUUGCUAGAAGGAGAAUGGGACGGAUGUGGAGAAAACAUAGAAUUUGGAAUAAAGAAAUCUAAGGAUUUUUUAGAUACAAGAUACAGAAAAAGAAGUGAUAUGAAAACAUUAGUGAAAUUACAUAAUUAUGUAGCAGGCCGAUUGGCGAUAAAAAAAUGUAUGGUGCCAGUAUGCAAGUGUCAUGGACUUUCUGGAUCCUGUACUCUUAGGACAUGCACUCGAAAAAUGCCAACGUUCAGAGAAGUUGGUAAUCGACUUAAAGAAAGAUUUGAUGGAGCUGCAAAAGUAAUAGCAGGAAACGAUGGUCAGAGCUUUAUGCCUGAAGGUGAAACUAUUAAACGUCCAGGUCGUGGUGAUCUGGUCUACUCUGAAGAAUCUCCAUUGUAUUGUGUGCCUAAUAACACACUAGGUUCCUUCGGAACGCAGGGAAGGAUCUGCAAUGACACUUCACAAGGUGAAGAAGGCUGUGGAAUUUUAUGUUGUGGAAGGGGAUACUCAACAUACACUGAAGAAAUUAGAGUUAAUUGUAACUGUACGUUUAAAUAUUGCUGUGAAGUGCAAUGUGAUACUUGUAAGGUGAAUAAAAGAGUAAAUAUUUGUUCGUGAUUUAUUACGGAUAUGACUUUGGAUGAAUGGACUAGUAGCUAAUCUAUUCUAAUCAUUAAAAUUAUAUUUGUAUUGAAUUAGGUAUGAG